AUGAUCGAGAUCAAUUUUUGCCACAAGUUUCGAGCAGAGAGCCUCAAAAUGGCUCGAAAAAAACUGGUGUGUACUUUUUACAGGGCUUACACUGAACUUUCACACAAAAAUUUGGAGUAAACUGGAUAGCAGUCAAAAAAAGCAAGACCCCGUUUUUAUAUGUUUAAAAUAGGUAAACUGUUUGAAAAAAAUCGAGCGAACAUUCUAUUGAACGUUAAAAUUGAACGUUAACAUUGACGGCUUAUUACUCGCAAUUUGCUCAGCCGACCUUGUCGAAAUUCGAUGAUCGCGGCAAGAAACAGAAGCCUAUUGAGGAGGUAUGGUCAGAACUGAGCACAUCAGCGAAAGUCCAUCAAAGUAUCAAAUUAAAACGAUGUUCUCGAGCGGGUCUCGCGUUUUUUCUCAGCGCUAUCUCGCACUUCAUUGAGAAUUUUUUCGACUUUGGGAAUUUUUUACGCGAACGGUAUCUCCUUUCCUUGCGUCGCAGUAAGUAUUCCCCACCCUGUAAUAUGAUUAUAAAUCAUAAAAACAAAUGAAAAACUCAGAAAAAGAGAGGUGAGAUAGAAAUGAUUCGGAUUUCCUCGAAAUAUGCGUAAGACCAAGUGCGCCCUAUUGCGAAGUGUUCACAUAUAAUGGGUGAUAAUUACCGGCGCUUCCGAAAGUGAAAAAGUUGCGAACAAAUUGGAAAAUUAGAUAAUUUUGAAUAUCGCAGAAAUUAUUUCGAACACGGCAAGGUCUAAUUAGACUAAAAGAGGGUUAAAAAAUUUCGGCGUUCUCUAAAUUGACCUUUUAGGAACACGCCCAAUUGGCAUUCAAGAACGCCGUUUGAAAAAUUGGGUACUACAACUAGAGGCCAACUUCUCUUAAAAAUACUAGAUUAUGUACUAUUUCUGAAAAAAAAAACAAAAUACGCCAAACAACACAAAGCCGGUUCGAAAAGAUGAACAUUCCUAUAGGAAAUUAUGUCUUUGGACUAACUAUAUCGAUCAAAAUGGCAGUAAUGAUACGUACUCGGUAAUUUUGAAAUCAGAAAAAUCUCUAGACAUUUAAAAAAUGCAAAAUAAGAAUUUUUGAAAUGAGCUUUUCUAGCGAGAACGAGAGUUCAAAAUUCUGUUUUAAAAUGUCGAAAGUCGUCAUCCCGCUGUAGUACCGAGUUUUUUUCUAAGUCCUUUCGAAAUACCGACGCCGUGUAUUUCGUGAAACUUUUUAACGAGUAAAGUAUCAAUUUUUGAAAUAAGCUAAAAAUAAUUUUUUUACAUUGCAUGAAUCCUGAAUAUUCGAAUAUUCAUCUGAAAUUUUCGGGAGAAUUUUCAUAUUACUGUAGACACGUUUUCUGCAACCAAAGUUUGCAAACACGCGACGCGCAAGAUUGAAUUCAAAUUUUAUAUAAAUUCAUACUUUAGUUUUUUCCUCCCUUUUUCGGGUUGUUUGUCGUGUUUUCUUUAGAAAAUUUUUUAUGAUGCUGUGGUUUUAUUAUAGAACUUUAGGAACGCUUAUUAAAAUAUCAGUUUUCGCAAGUUCAAUGCGUUUUCCCUCUUUCAUUUUUUUAAAUUCUACUUUCAGAAAAUGUCGCUCAACUUGCUUGCCGCAUAUGGCAGUGAUGAAGAUGCCAGUGGGGACGAAGAAGAUUUUUUCUCGAAACCUGCUGUAAAAGAAGAAGAAGAUAAAGAAGAAAAAGAAGCAGAUACGGAACAAAAAGCAGAAUGUUCAAAAGAAGCUGUAAGCUUUGAAUCAUUUGUUGGAUUAUUAUGCGACAUCUUUUGAGGAGCCUUCGAAAUCGUUUUUCUUCUCUGGUGAAGACAGAAAUGAACCCUGUAGUAGCGACUCCGAAGAGGAAGGUCAAGGAAAUCAGCCAAGUAAGACAUUUUGAAUUAAAUUUUUUGAUAUGACAAUUUCAGACAAAACAACCAGAAAACGCAAAAGCCAGUCAGCUGUAAAUCUCCCGACGGACUUUGUUAGUGGUUUUCGUUAUCUUUUAUUUUUUUAAAGAUGAAAAUAUGAAUUUUUUCAGAAAAGCUCGAUUUUCGACAAUGAUUACUCGCGAGAAGAGCGUUUGAAUGUACAAAUGUUGAGCCAACACGUCGAACUAUGCGAUAAGCCGAGUGUGAAUCACAGAAGAUCCAAGCAAACUUGCAGGUUUGUUGGAAAUUUCAACUAUUCAACGAUUUGAAUGAUAUUUUCAAAGCUUGUACAUACUUUUUUUCUGUAUUCGAAAUGUAGAUUAUGUAUAGAUUUUUUUCUGAGAAAAAGUCUUUACGAUAACAGAUUUUUGACUAAUAUCUGUUUCCAUCUUAAUAAAUUGAAAUUCUUACAUUUUGAAAUUUGCUUGAAAAACUAAAUUUUCAUUUGCCGAAAAUCAGUUUUAAAUAUUAUUGGAUGAUAGUUUCUUUUUAUUUAACCAGUUCGCUUAAAAAUUAUAAUCCGUAUAAAAAAGUUGCAGAAAUCACAAUCAUUUUAGUUUUUCGUUACUUUUUUCCUUACGAGGAAGGAAAAUUCCAUUUUUUUCGAUUUUGAAGCUGUUGAGAAUUUGCUCGAAUAGUCGCAAAUAUAUCAGUUGAAGAUACUGGACGCGGAAAAUUACAAAAAAAUUUAGUUUUUUUGAAAAAAAGAUACUUCAAAAUUUUGCAACUUUAAUAUUUUUUUAAUUUUUCUUGUAAAAUGUCAGAAAUGCAACUUUCAAGGCAUGAACUGUUGAAAAAAAGUUCUGUGCAGUAUCCAAUUUUCAAGACCUUCACCUGUUUUUUUGAAAAUUAUUUGAGACAAAGGAGUUUUUUCAUUGUUAAUAUACCAUGACGAUUAUCCCUUUUCAGAGCCUACCUAAAAGGCAAAUGUCGAUUCGGGGACAAAUGCCGGUUCAGUCACCCGAAGCACGACCGAAAUGACGUCGACGUGAACGCCGUGAGCACGACGGCCAAGCCGCAAAUGUACGACGACAGUAACAGUGAAGUCACGAAAAUAUUCCAGUCCAAGAGGUUCAAAGCGUCUUGA
Molecule: messenger RNA, 2988 nt
Organism: Caenorhabditis auriculariae
Lineage: Eukaryota; Metazoa; Nematoda; Chromadorea; Rhabditida; Rhabditidae
Source: the annotation of a GenBank genome assembly